CCCACUUAAUAUCCUGAUGCUUGUUUAGGGGCUGCAUUAUUAGGCAGACAAAUGCGAGAGGGCAACCACUCUAUCUAUCUAUAUAUAAAUAAUCACACCCAAGCUUUCUCUUGCUCUCUCUCUCUCUCUCUCUCUCUCUGUGUCCAACAUGUUCUCCAAGCAUUUUCAUCUCUGCUUCUUCAAGCUCAAGUGCCCCACCGCCACACCACCCCGUCCCAAACACUCCUCCUCCUCUCCAUCUCCUUCUUCCGCCUCCACCUUCCUUUUCUCCGACGAUUUCUCCUCCGACUCCGACUCCGACUCUACUCGCGAUCCUCUCCCGCCUGACUUCUCUUCCCUUUUCGCCUCCCAUCGCUUCUUCUUCUCCUCUCCCGGCCUCUCCAACUCCAUCAUUGAGUCUCCCGACACUCGUCCAACCACCACCGCCCACAGCCGUACUGACACGACGAUGUCGACGUUGUUGCCCAGAGGCGGCGGAGUCGGAGUGCCCAAGUACUCCCUCGAUCCCUACGACGAUUUCCGCCGUUCCAUGCAAGAGAUGAUUGAUUCCAGGGAAUCGGUGGACGUCACCAGAGAUUGGGAUUAUCUUUACGACCUCCUUUUAUGCUAUCUCGCUCUCAACCCUUCUCACACUCACAGGUACAUCGUCCGAGCUUUCACCGACCUCGUCGUCCAUCUCUUGUCCUCUCCUCCUCCGUCUUCCUCCCUACCGGAAACCACCCAACAACCACCACCACCACAGUAGCUUUUUUUGCUUUUUCUUUUUCGGGUGUUUGUAUAUUUAUUGUAAAAUUAUUUUUCCCCCUUUAACACAUCGCUGCUACGGAUCUGAAGCGUCAAUUCUACUACGCCAGUUUGGUAUGUUUAGAAUUUUACUACGUGCUAUUCCGCUAAUUUUUUCGAGGCUGAACUUUGAUCCCUUGGUCGGAUAACAUAAAUUUGCUUUGAUGAUCGAUGUAUAUUACGUUUUCCAAGAGAGAAAUGGAGUGGCGGUUGUGAAGCCCGUUGUGAUUCUAUAUAGGCCCCCCCUCUCUUUUCCCUUAUAAAUUAUACUUAGUGCUUGGUGAAGGGGAUUGCGAAUCCAGCGAUGAAGACAAAGCAAAAUUGUAUUUUGAAGAUCACAGUUUCACAUAACCAAGGAGGCCUGUAGGAGAGAGAGAGAGACAUUAUUAGUAUUGUCUCGAUGCUGUAUUAUUAUAAUGUUUUCUCUAUUAUCACUUUGUUAUGGAAAUUAGCAAAACUACUCCCUCUAUCCCCAAACAUACCCAUUUUUUUUUCAAGUCAUUGUCCCCUUUUUAUGAUAACUUAUGUUGAAAUUUAAUAAGAUGUUUUAUAAAAUA
Molecule: messenger RNA, 1340 nt
Organism: Prosopis cineraria
Lineage: Eukaryota; Viridiplantae; Streptophyta; Magnoliopsida; Fabales; Fabaceae
Product: transcription repressor OFP12-like
Exons: 1
Coding region: 149-745 (198 amino acids)
Biological process (GO): negative regulation of DNA-templated transcription
Source: RefSeq, a predicted model, not a curated record